CAUCAUGUCACCUGUUGUGGUUGAGUGCAUAAAACUCCAAGUAUCUGAAGAAAGUGACACAGUGUGCUGCUCAUUGGACCAAGAGCCUUGGCUGCCACUGCCUUUGGCUAUGAACCUCUUCCUGCUCAUUGCAAUUCUGCUGUUCAAGAACCCCACAGAAACGGAACAGAAACCAAAGAAAUGCUGGGAUGAAUAUGUCCAGGGAUACUGCAGGAAGAUCUGCAAGGUGACUGAGAUACGUGAGGUCCUCUGCGAAAACGGCAGAUACUGUUGCCUGAAUAUUAAGGAUGUGAAAGCGCGGAAGAUAAUCACAAUGCCACCCAGACCAAAGCCCAGAACCCCCUCAUUUACUAUUUCUCAAGACGAAUACCCAAUAGAGGAAAACUCUCCCAUUCCCAGUACAAAUUCUACAUAAAGCAAGUGCAACA
Messenger RNA from Ochotona princeps (American pika), 428 nucleotides. Its product is annotated as beta-defensin 127. The transcript has 2 exons. Bases 5 to 415 code for a protein of 136 amino acids. Gene Ontology annotation, cellular component: extracellular region. Lineage: Eukaryota; Metazoa; Chordata; Mammalia; Lagomorpha; Ochotonidae. Gene Ontology annotation, biological process: innate immune response. The record is from RefSeq and is a predicted model, not a curated record.